CACACAGUCACUCUCAUUCCUCACCACUUGAGAGAGAGAGAGAGAGAGAGAGAGAGAGGACUUUAGGUGUUUGUUUCAUUGUGGGACAAAAAUUAGUCGACUUCUCUUGAUUCUCUUCUUUAGCACUGUUCUGUUUUCAAUCCCCCAAAUCGAAUCUGGGUACUACUAAAAAAAAAAUCCAUUUUUUGAUCUGGGUAUUCCUAAAGUUGAUCUUUUUUGGAAUCGUUUUAGAGCAUUACUUCAAAAGUUGUAGAAUUUUGGGUUGUUCUCUGAAGAAGUAUGGAUUCUUGCUGUCCAGCCAUGAAGCUGAACAACUGUUCGAGUCCCUUUGGUCUGAACAAAAAUGUUGUUUCUGAGAGAGUUAGUGCCUUCUGGGGAACCCAAGUUGUCAAGGCCAGUAAUCUGAGGACACACGAAAUCAGGAGUGGACCUCAGAAGAUUCAGAAAAACCUCAUUCGCUCCGUUCUCACUCCAUUUGUUGAUCAAGAGUCUAAUGAACCUCUGUUGAGAACUCAAGAUGCCGACCCAAAGAAUGUAGCAUCUAUCAUACUAGGUGGCGGUGCUGGGACUCGCCUCUUUCCUCUUACAAGCAAGAGAGCUAAACCUGCGGUGCCAAUUGGAGGGUGUUACAGGCUGAUAGAUAUACCGAUGAGCAAUUGCAUCAACAGUGGUAUUAGAAAGAUCUUCAUCUUAACUCAGUUCAACUCCUUCUCUCUCAAUCGCCACCUUUCUCGGACUUACAACUUUGGCAAUGGAGUCAAUUUCGGUGAUGGAUUUGUUGAGGUUCUUGCUGCCACCCAAACUUCUGGAGAUGCAGGAAAGAAGUGGUUUCAGGGAACUGCUGAUGCCGUUAGGCAAUUUAUAUGGGUCUUCGAGGAUGCCAAGACAAAGAAUGUGGAACAUGUCUUGAUCUUGUCUGGGGAUCAUCUCUAUCGGAUGGAUUACAUGAACUUUGUGCAGAAGCACAUUGAGUCAAAUGCUGAUAUCACAGUUUCUUGUCUUCCCAUGGAUGAGAGCCGUGCUUCGGAUUUUGGUCUGCUUAAAAUUGACCAGUCUGGGAAAAUUGUUCAGUUCUCAGAAAAACCAAAGGGAGAUGACUUAAAGGCAAUGCAAGUUGACACUUCAAUUCUUGGGUUACCACCAAAGGAAGCUGCAGAGUCCCCAUACAUUGCAUCAAUGGGUGUUUACGUUUUUAGAAAAGAGGUGUUGCUAAAGCUUCUAAGAUCGAGCUAUCCUACAUCCAAUGACUUUGGUUCUGAAAUUAUCCCGUUGGCAGUAAAGGAGCACAAUGUCCAGGCAUUUUUGUUCAAUGACUAUUGGGAGGAUAUUGGAACCAUAGGAUCAUUCUUUGAUGCUAAUUUGGCCCUCACAGAACAGCCUCCUAAAUUCCAGUUUUACGACCCAAAAACACCCUUCUUCACUUCUCCAAGAUUCUUGCCACCUACCAAAGUUGAUAAAUGCAGGAUACUUGACUCUAUAGUCUCACAUGGAUGCUUCUUGAGAGAAUGCAGUGUGCAGCACUCUAUUGUGGGCAUACGUUCACGUAUAGAGUCUGGAGUAGAGCUUCAGGAUACAAUGAUGAUGGGAGCUGAUUUCUACCAAACAGAAGCUGAAAUCGCGUCUCUGCUGGCUGAAGGGAAAGUUCCUAUAGGCGUUGGCCAGAACACCAAAAUCAGGAACUGUAUCAUCGACAAGAACGCCAAGAUCGGGAAGAACGUGGUCAUAGCGAAUGCAGAUGGGGUGGAAGAAGGAGAUAGGCCAGAGGAAGGGUUUCACAUAAGGUCAGGCAUCACCGUUGUGCUGAAGAACGCCACCAUUAGAGAUGGUCUGCAAAUUUAGUUUCUAACCUCUCUUUAACUACACUGCUUGCAUUUUGUGAUUUUGUAACGGGAUAAGUUACGUUUCAUCAAGAAUUUUAAUAAAAAAAGAGCAAGUAAUGUGGAGCUGCACUUGAAUCAA
Molecule: messenger RNA, 1959 nt
Organism: Capsella rubella
Lineage: Eukaryota; Viridiplantae; Streptophyta; Magnoliopsida; Brassicales; Brassicaceae
Product: glucose-1-phosphate adenylyltransferase large subunit 2, chloroplastic
Exons: 13
Coding region: 280-1839 (519 amino acids)
Biological process (GO): glycogen biosynthetic process
Molecular function (GO): glucose-1-phosphate adenylyltransferase activity
Source: RefSeq, a predicted model, not a curated record